Chroicocephalus ridibundus (black-headed gull) is the source of this 4620-nucleotide messenger RNA. RefSeq names its product synaptotagmin 2 (gene SYT2). The record is from RefSeq and is a predicted model, not a curated record. Lineage: Eukaryota; Metazoa; Chordata; Aves; Charadriiformes; Laridae. Gene Ontology annotation, cellular component: plasma membrane; dense core granule; axon. Gene Ontology annotation, biological process: cellular response to calcium ion; regulation of calcium ion-dependent exocytosis; synaptic vesicle endocytosis. Bases 197 to 1444 code for a protein of 415 amino acids. Gene Ontology annotation, molecular function: phosphatidylserine binding; calcium ion binding; syntaxin binding. The transcript has 9 exons.
CCGCACCGACCGCACCGACCGCCCCGGCGGCACCGCACCGCCCGCUCCGCUCCGGCAGCACCGCCCGCACCGCCCCGGCCGCCGCCCCGCACCCACCGCUCCGCUCCCACCGCCGGUCCCGCACCGCCCGCCGGUCCCGCCGCCCCGCCCCGCGCCCGCCGGUCCCGCCGCCCCGCCCGGGAGCCCCUGACCCAUCAUGACAUUCAAGCAAGCGUCCAUGAUGGCCCCGGAGGCCACGGCCACCACGAUGCCCGUGGCCACGAUGGAGAACUCCACCGAGGCUGCGGGGCCAGGCGAGAGCAAGGAGGACAUGUUCACCAAGCUGAGGGACAAGUUCAUGAAUGAGCUCAACAAGAUCCCCCUGCCACCCUGGGCCCUCAUCGCUAUCGCGGUGGUAGCUGGACUCCUCAUCCUCACCUGCUGCUUCUGCAUCUGCAAGAAGUGCUGCUGCAAGAAGAAGAAGAACAAGAAAGAGAAGGGCAAAGGCAUGAAGAAUGCCAUGAACAUGAAGGACAUGAAGUCAGGCAAUCAGGAUGACGAUGAUGCAGAGACGGGUCUGACGGAGGGGGAAGGUGAGGAGGAGGAGAAGGAGCCAGAGAACCUGGGCAAGCUGCAGUUCUCACUGGACUAUGAUUUCCAGGCGAACCAGCUGACAGUGGGGAUCCUCCAGGCUGCUGAACUGCCAGCUUUGGACAUGGGUGGCACCUCAGACCCAUACGUCAAGGUGUUCCUGCUUCCUGACAAGAAGAAAAAGUAUGAGACCAAAGUGCAGAAGAAGACACUCAACCCUGCCUUCAACGAGACCUUCACCUUCAAGGUCCCCUACCAGGAACUGGGUGGGAAGACGCUGGUGAUGGCCAUCUACGACUUCGAUCGCUUCUCCAAGCACGACAUCAUCGGCGAGGUGAAGGUGCCCAUGAACACGGUGGACCUGGGCCAGCCCAUUGAGGAGUGGCGGGACCUGCAGAGUGGUGAGAAGGAGGAGCCAGAGAAGCUAGGAGAUAUCUGCAUCUCCCUCCGCUACGUGCCCACGGCCGGGAAACUCACUGUCUGCAUCCUGGAGGCCAAGAACCUGAAGAAGAUGGAUGUUGGGGGUCUCUCAGAUCCCUACGUGAAGAUCCACCUGCUGCAGAAUGGCAAGAGGUUGAAGAAGAAGAAGACCACAGUCAAGAAGAAGACCCUGAACCCCUACUUCAAUGAGUCCUUCAGCUUUGAGAUCCCCUUUGAGCAGAUACAGAAAGUGCAAGUGGUCAUCACAGUGCUGGACUAUGACAAGCUGGGGAAGAACGAAGCCAUCGGCAAGAUCUUCACAGGCUGCAACUCCACUGGCACAGAGCUGCGGCACUGGUCCGACAUGCUGGCCAACCCCCGGCGGCCCAUUGCCCAGUGGCACUCGCUGAAGCCAGAGGAAGAAGUAGACGCAGCUCUCGGGAAAAACAAAUAGGAAGAGUUGCCGGCCAAUGCGGCACGGCACUGCGGACAGUCGAAGUGACCCAGAGCUACUGAUACCUCAGUUACGCAACCUUUGGUUUUGUUUUUUAUGUUCUGUUUUAAGCUGAAAUACCCUUUGAUGGCUGUGGAAGGGUUUCCAGACAGUCCCAAUAGCUUCCGGGGAAGAGGUUAAAGACACAGAUGGUUCUUUUCGUUCUUCAGCAUCGCUCCCUUCUGCUGCAUGUCCUAUCGCCUCCGCCCACCAUCCCUUCCAGGUGGACCCUUCCAUCCUGGACCCUUCCAGGUCCCACCUGGGACCUUCCCCAGUGGCUGCGUCACCAGCCCGCAGCAUCGCUGCCACUGUCCUUCCCUUGGAUUCAUGUGGGGAACCGUCGAAUGUUGCAUGGAGAUGAUACCGGAGCCUGAUAGUGCAAGAUGACCAGACCCACUGUGCUUGCCUGGGGCGUGAACAGCUGCGUGGACAUCAAACUGGUGGAGAAGACCCUCUGUGGGAGACCCAGGUGCCUCCUGCUCCUGCUCUGCCUCCCUCUGUCCGGGAAAGGUGAGAGCCGUGGUUUUGGACUGAGGAUGGCCAAGUGUCCUCGGCCAGCUCCAGGUUUGGCUUCUUCUGGGGAGAGGUUUGCAGGGACCUCGGGGUGGUGGGCUGCCGAGCCCUUGGCGUUGCAACCGGGGCCACGGGGGCCUGUCUGAGCGCAGGGAGCUCCAGGGGGGUUCUACUCUGGGGAGACACAUGGUGGGAUGUGUACGCCACGGCAGCGCAGUGUGGGCCACUGCCACCUCUGCCAAGUGGCCGUCAUGUCCCCAAAGGCUGGGCGAGGACAGCUCUGGGUGAUUUGCCUGGGUGUCCCACCACGCUUGGUUGAAACCUGUAGCUCCAGCUGCUUCCACAAAGCAGGUUUCUGCUGAGAGGUCUCCAAAUGGGAGGGGGGCAGCCCCCCACAGCAGUGCCAGGUGCCUCCCCGAAGGCCAUCAUGUGUCCCCAGGGAUCAGCCCUGCUGUGGACACCCCAGCACAGCCCUGGGGCAGCCAGGGAUCUAUGGGGACCUCCAGCCCCACCGCUGUGAUGCAGGUGGGAAGGGUGAGAGAGAGCCCAUGGCCAACGAGGGACCAAAGCCCCUGACCCCCACAAGCUGCUGCUUCCCACCGGGCCGUUGGCUGCUGGACCCACCUCGUCCCACUCCCCGCGGGGGUAUAAGCCAUAUCUGUGUCCCUGACAGCGGGCAAGAGCUUCUCGGGGCCACCUCUGCCACUGCGGGACCAAGCACCUGAGCUGGAAAGCGAGCAUCGGGAGAGGGUCCAGCAGCCCUGCCCAGUUCGGCCCAGUCUGUACUGGAGCACUGACAGCCAGAGCUGGUGUCACUGUCCCAGCCCUGUGCCCCCCGGCAGCCUCGUGCUCCCGGCUCCGCUUUGCUUUCCUGGACUCGGUUGCAGGAGGUUUCGGCAGAGUUAAGCAGUGAAGGGCGAUGCAUCUUCAGCGAGGGCGCCUUGCAGCGAAGCAGCAGAGCUCUGGGGGCAGCCGGGGAUGCCCCGUGCAUCGGGGACACCACGCUGGGGACCCAACGCCCGGGCUGGGACUUCAGUGAAGGGCAUCCCGAGCCCGGGGAUAAAGGGCCGAAACUGAGCUCACCCCGGCAGCCCCGUAGCCCCCAAAGGGCAUCUCAGCCCCAGCUGGAGGUGGGGAGAUGAUGGGAAACAGCUCAAGGCGUUCAGGUUGGACACGGGGACGAGCCCCUUCCCCUGGAGGGACGUGCAGCUCUGGGACAGGUCCCCAGGGAGGGACGUCUCUGUCCUUGGGGGAGGUCUGGGGUUCGUUUUGCUAAGCCGUGGUCUGGUGGUGGGGGUGGUUGGACCAGAGACCUCCAAAGACCACGUCCACCACCACCUGGGUGGCAUUUAGCUUAUGCCCCAGGGCCCGGCCCAGCUGCUGGAGCUGCAGGAUUGAAGGUGGCACCGGGGCCACGCUGGGCCACAGGGCCUUCGUGGGUCAUCAAACGAGUGGCCCUGCAGGGCCUUCUCCAACUUUAAUUAGUCCCUUUUCCUACUGGAUGCGUCAGUGUCAGCAAACGAGGUCCUGCCCUCAUUGUUUAGCUGAAGGGGAAGAAGUCUUGGGGUGCUUUUAAUUAACGGGGAACUGGGGGAGGCUGACGCCCCUCGUCCAGGGGACGCUGGCAGGAUUCGGGGUCUCGAAUCAGUCCCAUUUCGGUGUCUGUCCGGGCACCUGGGGGGGCGUUGGCCUCAUGUGGGAAUGGGUUAAAACCAAAGGGAUCGGAAAGAGCACUGAAAUCCUCCUGCUGGCUCUCAUGGAGCGUGCGCGGCCCCGCGGCUCUCCCAGGGCAGCAGGCGGAGGUGGGCACCACAACUGUCCACGUGCACACGCACCCCCAUGCACUCCUCAUGCACCCCCCCAUGCACUCCCUACGCACCCCCCCAUGCACCCCCCAUGCACCCCACCAUGCAUGCACCGUGUAACCCUCCAUGCACCUCCCCAUGCACCUCCCCAUGCAUGCCCCCCUGCACCCCCCCUGCACCCCCCCAUGUACCUCCCCCAUGCACUUCCCCAUGCACCUCCCCUGCAUGCCCCAUGCACGCCCCAUGUACCCCCCCAAUGCACCUCCCAUGCACCCCCCCCAUGUACCUCCCCCAUGCACACCCCCCCCCCCCAUGCACCCCCAUACCCCCACACCCGCCGCACCGCCCGGGGUCUCACCAGGAGCGAGGGUCCCACCCGGCUGGUUCCAUUCGGACUCUUUAAGCCUCGGGGGUGGAGAAACUGUGACUUUAGCACAUAAUUAAUUUUUUCCUUUUUUUUUUUUUUUUUUUUUUUUAAAUAAAAAAGGGAAAAAUAACCAACAUACUAAAGCCAUCUGCGCUGCCUCUGACCCCCCUCCCCGCCCCCUCCCCCCGCCGCUCCGUCCCGCCCUUAGUUGUGUGUAGUGAACAAUAGACGGAGACGUAGCUGUACGCGCCAUGAGCAGUGCAUGAGCCGCAGCCCCGUAGCAGUAGCAGCAUGGCUCCAGCCCAGCGCGGCCCCGCUCGCUCAGCCCCUCCGUCCCGGCCGCGUUUCUCCAGCGAGGCAGAGACGGCGACGAACAAAACUCAUCGCCCGCGUGCUCUCCGCCGCCCUGAGUAUUUUCCCCAAAAUAAAUAAAAAAAAAUUAAAAAAAAAAA